AUGCCUCUACUACCAAGAGAUGAGGUCCUUUCGGAAUUACAUUUAAUCAGAUAUCUCGCUACUAAAGUAUUCCUUUACCCUUUUAUAGGACGAUCAAAGCUGGCCAUGAUUGGGUACGCACUUACCAUAUUUCUAGUUUUAUCUACAACUUUACAACUUAUAAUAACUAUUGUGUCAGCAAAUACCUCCGAAUGGCUGGUCAUAAUCAAUGCCGCUCCAAAUUUAGGCGUUUGUGUAAUGUCCGCAAUAAAAUACACAAAAAUACAAAUUCAUAAAAAACGUUAUAACCAGAUAUUUUUACAUUUCCAAGAUGAAAUGUGGGACGUUGUUUCAAAUUCCGAUAUGCAUAGAAAGAUAAUAAGGUACUACAAAAAACUUGCCAUGAUCAUAAAUCGAUUUUUUCUGUACUAUUCGAUUCCUUUGAUAAUUGUUGUCGACUCUUUCCCAUACAUUGUAAUGUGGUUUGAAGAGAGAUUCCUGGGAAUAAAGGAAUAUUUGUAUCCAUUUGAAGCUUGGUAUCCUUUUGAUAAAAUUAAGUUUUACGCUCCUGCGUAUAUAUGGGAGAGCUGCAUGACAGCUGUUGUUGUAAGUCUGUAUGUUAUGACGAAUAUGUUACACGCAACAUACAUAAUAUUUACUUGUAUGGAGUUGAGGAUACUGGGAAAUUGUCUGGAAGAGCUAAUAAGCGAAAAAGAUGUUGACAAUAUAAAGAAGGGUGUAGAAAUUAAUGGGAUAUAUAAACGAUCUGUGACUAAAAUAAAAAUGAUUAUUUCAAGACAUGACAUUUUGGCUAAACAAAUUGGAGCGCUUGACACCAUUUUAGGCGAUACAAUGAUUAUAAAUUAUUCUCUUGGAGCAGUGUUCAUUUCUCUUACAGCAUUCACAUCCACAGUUGUCGGUAACUUCUAUAAACGCGUUCGAUAUUCCUACAUGUGUUUGUCACUAAUUGUCGAAUGUUUCAGUCAGUGUUUCAUGGGGCAAAUCAUAAGCGAUCAUAGUCAGAAUUUAACAAACUCUAUCUAUUCGUCUAAUUGGCCUUAUGCAAGUCCAGAGACUAAGACAAUUAUGUUACUGUUCAUGAUGCGUACCCAGAAGCCAUUUGAACUGACUGCCAAAGGUUAUAUAGUUAUGAACAUGGAUACAUUCCGCCGCAUAUGCAGGACGUCCUAUCAAUUAUUCAAUCUACUACGCACAAUCUACGCCUGA
Pieris macdunnoughi is the source of this 1206-nucleotide messenger RNA. The record is from the annotation of a GenBank genome assembly. Lineage: Eukaryota; Metazoa; Arthropoda; Insecta; Lepidoptera; Pieridae.